This is a messenger RNA of Perognathus longimembris pacificus (Pacific pocket mouse), 1268 nucleotides long. RefSeq names its product trophoblast glycoprotein (gene Tpbg). The record is from RefSeq and is a predicted model, not a curated record. The transcript has a single exon. The coding region runs from base 1 to 1266 and encodes 421 amino acids. Gene Ontology annotation, biological process: negative regulation of canonical Wnt signaling pathway. Gene Ontology annotation, cellular component: plasma membrane. NCBI's taxonomy places the organism in Eukaryota, Metazoa, Chordata, Mammalia, Rodentia, Heteromyidae. Gene Ontology annotation, molecular function: protein binding.
AUGCCGGGGGGCCGCGCCCGGGGCCCCGCCGCCGGGGCCGGGCGGCUGCGGCUGGCGCGCCUGGCGCUGCUGCUGCUCGGCUGGGCGUCCGCGUCCUCGCCGGCCGCCCCGGCGUCGGCGCCCCCGGCCUCCGCCCCGCCGCCGUCGGUCCCCGCGGCGGCCUCCGCCCCGCCGCCGCCCCGGGCCGCCCGCUGCCCCGCGCCGUGCGAGUGCUCGGAGGCGGCGCGCACCGUCAAGUGCGUGAACCGCAACCUGACCGAGGUGCCCGCGGAGCUGCCCGCCUACGUGCGCACGCUCUUCCUCACCGGGAACCGCCUGGCCGAGCUCCCCGCCGGCGCCUUCGCGCGCCGGCCGCCGCUGGCCGAGCUGGCCGCGCUCAACCUCAGCGCCAACCGCCUGGGCGCCGUGCGCGCCGGCGCCUUCGAGCGGCUGCCGGGCCUGCGCCAGCUCGACCUCAGCCACAACCCGCUGGCCGACCUCAGCCCGCUGGCCUUCGCGGGGCCCGGGCCGCUGGAGGAGCUGCUGCUGAGCCACGUGGCCGCGCCGCCCGACGCGCGCCACAACCGCAGCCUGGAGCGCAUGCUGGCCGAGGCCCUGCGCGCCGCGGCGGGCGCCCCGGGCCGGGCGCUGCGCGGCCUCCGCCGCCUGGAGCUGGCCGGCAACCGCCUGCUGCACCUGCCCCGGGACCUGGGCGCGCUGCUGCCGGGCCUGCGCCACCUGGACCUGCGCAACAACUCGCUGGUGAGCCUGGGCGCCGGCGCCCUGCGCAACCUGAGCCUGCUGGAGAGCCUGCACCUGGAGGACAACGCGCUGAAGGUCCUGCACAACGCCACGCUGGCCGAGCUGCGCGCCCCGCCCCGCCUCGCCCUCUUCCUCGACGACAACCCCUGGGUGUGCGACUGCCACAUGGCCGACAUGCUGGCCUGGCUCCGGGAGACCGACGCGGUGCGCGCCAAGGCCCGGCUCGCCUGCGCCUUCCCGGAGAAGCUGCGCGACCGCCGCCUGCUGGAGCUGGGCAGCGCCGACCUGGACUGCGACCCCGUCCCGCCGCCCUCCCUGCAGACCUCCUACGUCUUCCUGGGCAUCGUGCUCGCCCUCAUCGGCGCCAUCUUCCUCCUGGUGUUGUACUUGAACCGCAAGGGCAUCAAGAAGUGGCUGCACAACAUCCGCGACGCCUGCCGCGACCACAUGGAGGGCUACCACUACCGCUACGAGGUCAGCGCCGACCCCCGCCUCACCCACCUCGGCUCCAACUCGGACGUGUGAGC